Molecule: messenger RNA, 3299 nt
Organism: Fukomys damarensis (Damara mole-rat)
Lineage: Eukaryota; Metazoa; Chordata; Mammalia; Rodentia; Bathyergidae
Gene: Tubgcp5
Product: tubulin gamma complex associated protein 5
Exons: 23
Coding region: 18-2984 (988 amino acids)
Biological process (GO): spindle assembly; microtubule nucleation; cytoplasmic microtubule organization
Cellular component (GO): gamma-tubulin complex; equatorial microtubule organizing center; centrosome
Molecular function (GO): gamma-tubulin binding; microtubule minus-end binding
Source: RefSeq, a predicted model, not a curated record
CGACCUGCGACGAUGCCAUGGGGACAGCGCGGGACAGCGCGCCUCGGGAGGGCAGAUUUCACCGUUUCUUGGAUGUCAACAGCCACAAGAUAGAAAAGACAAUAGAUGGAAUUUAUGAAAAAUUCAUCAUUCAUUCUGAUCUCAGCAAAGCCGCCAGUUGGAAGAAAUUAACUGAGGAAUUUCUGAAUGCAUCACUGCCCAGCAUAGAGGACAUAAAGACAGAUGCACAUUAUUCUAUUCUGUCACUCCUUCUGUGUCUUUCUGAUUCUCCUUCAAACAGCAAUUAUGAGGAAACACCAAGAGAUAAAGAAGUGGAAAAAGAAGAUGAUUUUGACUGGGGAAAAUACUUGAUGGAAGGUGAAGAAAUUGACCUUGGUCCAAAUAUAGACACACCAAACUGGUCUGAAGACAGUGAAGAUGAAGACGCUCAACAGCCCUUAAGCAGAGAGGACUCCGGGAUCCAGGUGGACAGGACCCCACUAGAAGAACAAGAUCAGAACAGAAAACUGGGCCUGCACGUCAGCUGGAAAGAAGAUGAGCCCGACAGCCGGAGCUGGCUGGAGCAGCAUGUGGUCCGUCUGUACUGGACAUCCAGAUCCUCCAGGAGUCCACACAGUUUGCAUUUGCACUCCAACCUAGCUGCUGUCUGGGACCAACACCUGUACAGCAGUGACCCAUUGUACGUUCCGGACGACAGGGUUGUGGUCACUGAGACCCAGGUUAUCCGGGAGACUCUGUGGUUACUUUCAGGGGUAAAAAAGCUCUUUAUAUUUCAAUUGAUAGAUGGGAAGGUGACUGUGAGAAACAAUAUUAUAGUAACUCAUUUGACACAUAGCUGCUUACGAUCUGUGCUGGAGCAAAUAGCGGCCUAUGGCCAGGCUGUGUUCCGGCUCCAGGAGUUCAUCGAUGAGGUCAUGGGACACAACUCCGAAAGCCUGAUGCCUGGAAACAGCUCCACUCCUAAGAGGUCAGCUGAGGCCCCCUUUAGAACCUACCAGGCUUUCAUGUGGGCCCUGUACAAAUACUUCAUCAGCUUUAAGGAGGAACUUACAGAAAUCGAGAAAUGCAUCAUCAAUAACGAUACCACAAUAACACUUGCAAUAGUGGUGGACAAGCUGUCACCUCGACUGGCUCAGCUCAGUGUUUUGCACAAAGUGUUCAGUACUGGCGUCGCAGAGGUCCCACCUGACACUCGGAACGUCGUGCGGGCGUCUCACCUGCUCAACACCCUGUACAAGGCCAUUCUGGAGUAUGACAAUGUUGGAGAAGCCUCUGAGCAAACUGUGUCUCUGCUGUUCUCUCUCUGGGUAGAGACGGUGCGGCCCUACCUGCAGACUGUGGACGAGUGGAUCGUGCAUGGGCACCUGUGGGACAGUGCCAAGGAGUUCAUCAUACAGAGAAAUAAAAAUGUUCCAGUCAAUCACCGAGACUUCUGGUAUGCAACUUACACCUUAUAUAGCGUAUCGGAAAAAACAGAAAAUGAAGAAAAGAUGAGCGACAACACCAGCGCGAGCUCGGGCAGCGAGCAGGGCCCCUCCAGCAGGCAGCACACCAUGGUGUCCUUCCUCAAGCCGGUGCUAAAGCAGAUCAUCAUGGCGGGCAAGUCCAUGCAGCUGCUGAAGAACCUUCGCUGUGCGCAGAGCACCGAGAGCCGGGGCGCUGCCCGAGACGCAGAAAGGAAAAGCUUGUACACGCUCUUUCUGGAGUCUGUGCAGUCGCGUCUCCGCUGUGGAGAGGGUGCUGCUCCGCAGGCCCUCACUGAGCAGCGGGCAACCAAAGAGAACCUGAUUAAGAUGCAGCCCAUCGCGGAAAGGCACCUUGAACUGGACGACAUUCAUGACCCGCUGCUGGCCAUUAACUUCGCGAGGUUAUAUUUGGAGCAGAGCGACUUUCACGAGAAGUUUGCUGGUGGUGACAUAUGUGUGGAUAGAUCAUCAGAGUCAGUAACGUGCCAGACUUUCGAGCUAACCCUGAGGUCUUGCCUCUAUCCGCACAUUGACAAACAGUAUCUGGACUGCUGUGGGAAUCUCAUGCAGACCCUCAAAAGGGAUUACAGGUUGCUAGAGUACUUGCAGGCCAUGAGAAAUUUUUUCCUAAUGGAAGGUGGAGAUACCAUGUAUGACUUCUACACAUCAAUCUUUGAUAAAAUAAGAGAGAAGGAACCCUGGCAGAAUGUGUCUCUUCUUAACGUCCAGCUCCAGGAAGCCGUAGGACAGCGUUAUCCUGAAGACAGUUCACGUUUAUCUAUAUCUUUUGAGAAUGUUGACAUGGCUAAGAAGAAACUACCUGUUCAUACCUUAGAUGGUCUGACCCUGAGCUACAAGGUCCCGUGGCCUGUGGACAUUGUUAUAAGUUUGGAAUGUCAAAAAAUUUAUAACCAGGUGUUCCUUCUCCUUUUGCAAAUAAAAUGGGCAAAAUAUAGUCUGGAUGUUUUACUAUUUGGUGAACUGGCUGAUGCUGAGAAAGGGAAGCCUGAAAAGGACCUCUUGUGUGAACAAGAUGCAGCUGCUCGGUUUGGACCUCAGAGGGCGCCAGUGAGGCAGCAGGUCCAUCGCCUGUUCCUCCUCAGAGUGAAGCUCAUGCAUUUUGUGAACAGUUUACACAACUACAUCAUGACACGGAUUCUUCACAGUACUGGGCUGGAGUUUCAGCAUCAAGUGGAAGAAGCCAAGGAUUUGGAUCAGUUGAUUAAAAUUCACUAUAGGUACUUGUCGACCAUCCAUGACCGCUGUCUGCUGAGAGAAAAGGUCAGCUUUGUGAAAGAAGCCAUCAUGAAGGUGUUGAACCUGGCCCUCAUGUUUGCGGACGGCUGGCAGGCCAGCCUGGGGGCUUGGCAGAUGGAAUCUAUAGAGAAAAUGGAGUCUGACUUUAAGAAUUGCCACAUGUUUCUUGUAACAAUUUUAAACAAAGCUGUCUGCAGAGGGUCUUUCCCCCAUCUGGAAUCUCUGGCGCUGUCACUCAUGGCUGGUAUGGAACAAAAUUAAAUAGCUGCAGCGUGACAUACCUGAAACUUCCAUCUUUCACACACGAGCAGUUCUAGCAUAUGCAGCUGAAGAGGAGGAGAAUCUUUUAUUUUGGUUCAUUUUUAAAACUUGUUAACAGACAAAUAGUCUGUGUUUUCUCUGGAAAGUAUACAGUUGUGUAAAUAAGAUUGUGUAAAUAAUGUAAAGUGUACAUAGGCUGUUUACUCUUAUAUUUCCUGCUGUAAGCUAUAGAUUUAUGAUAUCACUACCCUUAAAUACAAAUUAUAUUCCUUUAGAAAAUUAAUUAUUGAUAUUAAAAAUAAGUCCUUUGUCUCU